GGGGAAAUUUCAUAGUUGUCAAAAGUUCACUUUUACAGGAGGACCUUAAGUUUUUCGCUUUGUAGUGACACCAUAUUUUUCUCCAGUUUUCUCGUAGGUAACCACCGAAAAUGGCUGAUUCUCGUAGGGUUCAACUCAAGAAAAGAUUCUGUGGCAAAACCGGCAGUGUUUUGUCGAUGCUUUUUAUGACCUCUUCGUUCUUUCUGGUUGAAAUCAUCGUGGGAUAUGCGACGAAUUCAAUGGCGCUUGUGGCCGAUUCGUUUCACAUGUUAUCAGACGUUAUGUCGCUCCUAAUCGGUUUUUUCGCGAUGCGAUACUCGAAGCGCAGUCAACGAACGGAAAGGAAUACAUUUGGUUGGCAAAGAGCUGAAGUUUUAGGAGCUUUGGUGAACUCUGUGUUCUUGAUUGCAUUGUGCUUUUCUAUCCUCGUCGAGUCGCUGAAGCGAUUAGUCGAACCAGAAGUUAUCAACAAUCCCGUUCUCGUACUCAUCGUGGGAGUCGCUGGUUUGUUGAUAAAUGUGGUAGGUUUGAUUCUUUUCCACCAACAUGGACACGGGCAUAGCCAUGGAGGCGGAGGACAUGAACAUAGCCACGGAACUAGUGAUGGAACUGAACUGAAAGAUCUAUUGGUUUCUAAAAAUGGUGAACCUGGAUGAAUGGAACGGAAGUCGAGCAAUUCGUCUGUAGAUGAAAAUCAGUUGAUCAGCGAAACUUCAAAUGGCGUUGUACCAGAAGUUUUCUUGUCUGGUGAAAAUGGGAAGGUCCACACGGUUGUUUCAAAAUCAAACACAUCUCGAGUAGAAGUCAAGUCUAGUGCGCAGCUUAACAUGCGUGGGGUAUAUCUCCAUGUCCUCGGUGAUGCCUUGGGGUCUGUCAUUGUUAUCAUCAGUGCUUUGAUAAUCAAGUAUGCCCCUGGUAAAUGGACAAUUUAUGUGGAUCCUGGCAUGAGUAUCAUUAUGGUUCUACUUAUUUUGAAAACGUCCAUCCCAUUGAUGCGCGAAUCGUCACUGAUCUUGCUUCAAACUGUUCCCACCCACAUUAAGAUCAAAGAGGUUCAAGAUCGACUGUUGGACAAUGUGGAAGGUGUCCUUAGUGUACAUGAAUUUCAUGUUUGGCAGUUGGCUGGGAAUAAGAUCAUUGCAUCAGCCCAUAUCACCUGCCGUUCCCCAGAUGAAUACAUGAACAUUGCGAACAAAAUAAAGAGGUUCUUUCACAAUGAAGGUAUUCACUCCACAACCAUCCAACCAGAAUUUGUUGUGGAAGACAAAACAGACAGCCUGUGUGCCUUGGAGUGUGGGAAAGAUGAAAAUUGUGCUUCACAGAAGUGCUGCCCUGGGGAGAAUGAGACAGAGACACGCAAACGUUCUGUUGGCUUAACGGAUGGCAAGGGUGAGCUUGUAAAUCAUGUGACAAUGGUGUAAAAGUGUUCACAUUUUUGCUGAUGUACAGUAGAAUUGCAUCAUGGAGUAAAUUCUUGCAUCCUGAUUGGUUAACGAAGUGAAAUCUUGCAUACUGAUUGGUUAACAAAGUGAAAUCUUCAUCCUGAUUAGUUAACAAAGUGAAAUCUUGCAUCCUGAUUGGUUAACGAAGCGAGGUAUUUAGUGUGGAAUUAUGAGUUGAAAACAAGGCUGUGAUAUUGUUUCGCAUCUACAUAUACCUAACAACUAUAAUUAAUGCUGUUUUUUUUUUUUCUUAUCCUUUUAUUCAGUUAUGCAAUUCUAGGAAUAUCUAUUAUUUGACUUAUGAAUUCUGUUUUAAAUUGUACUUGAAAACCAAUAUUGCAUUCAUUGCUUCUUGAUUCCAGGAUAUCAGUUUGUGCGUGCAAUUUAAUGCAAAAUUCCCUCGUCAAGUAAUGAAUUUUCCUUUAAUUUUAAACUUAGGACAUUUAUUCAACUCUAUAGGUAUUAAUUCAUUAGACUAUAGUGUGCUACUGUCUGCUCUGGGAAUUUGUUUUUCAAUUAACUUUAUACCCAAUGUGAUGUUCUUACUUCCUUCUCGUGACCUUCUGCUUGAACAAUAUAUUGAUGUAGCAAGGACUUAUUUGAUAUUGGUCACUUCUGAGAUUGAAGGGAUACGGUCUAUUUUGUACUGAAUACAUAAACCGAUCACACCCAAAAUCUUAUGAGAGUUUUUAUCAUUGCUGUACACAGUACAUUGUUUUGUGAUAAGAAUUUGGUUUUGGAUCAACUAAAAAUCACCUAAUUGAUAUUUUUCUUUAUUUUUGUCAUUUCUCUGCUUGAUAUUCUAUUGAUAUUGUACUUGGAGAAAUUCUGUCCUUGUCACUCAUGGGAGUUAGAGGGUUCAUUGAGGAAAUGUGGUAAAUACAUGUAGCUGCUUUGUAGUUCAUCACCUCUAGCUUCUGGCAAAUUUUUAACUAAAUUUGUGUGGGGUAGCUAAAUGUAAUCUGAUUGCACAAUUGGAUCAUUUAGAGGUAAGUUUUCCUGAGAAGGACUGCUGUCAGGUGUAGCAACUAGCAUUUUGACAACCUCAGGGAAAAUUAACAGGGUGAUUUUUUUUCUCUCGACUCAAAUGACUUUAGCUUCUGCUAAGGUUGUUGAAGUGCCAGUGGAACAGUCAAUCCCUGCAAUUGAUUGUCACUCUUGGAUUCACAGGGCUUGGCACUAACUUUUCAACUUACCAGCCAAGUGGCUAGUGACAACAUAAAUGUUAUGACAAUUUCAGUUUGUUUACAAGCCAA
Stylophora pistillata is the source of this 2698-nucleotide messenger RNA. RefSeq names its product proton-coupled zinc antiporter SLC30A1-like. Gene Ontology annotation, cellular component: membrane. NCBI's taxonomy places the organism in Eukaryota, Metazoa, Cnidaria, Anthozoa, Scleractinia, Pocilloporidae. Gene Ontology annotation, biological process: zinc ion transmembrane transport; intracellular zinc ion homeostasis; detoxification of zinc ion. Gene Ontology annotation, molecular function: zinc ion transmembrane transporter activity. The record is from RefSeq and is a predicted model, not a curated record.